Molecule: messenger RNA, 2157 nt
Organism: Nycticebus coucang (slow loris)
Lineage: Eukaryota; Metazoa; Chordata; Mammalia; Primates; Lorisidae
Gene: KRT9
Product: keratin 9
Exons: 8
Coding region: 31-2019 (662 amino acids)
Cellular component (GO): keratin filament
Molecular function (GO): structural molecule activity
Source: RefSeq, a predicted model, not a curated record
CUUUGCAUCCCACGAGCCGAGCGCAGGGCCAUGAGUUACAGACAGUCCUCAUCCUACUACAGCCGCAGCAGCCUCGGUGGCGGCGGGGGCGGCGGCAGCAGCAAGUCUUCCUGCAGCCGUUUCAGCUCCUCGGGCGGUGGUGGAGGAGGGGGCCGAUUCAGCUCUUCCAGUGGCUAUGGCGGGGGGAGCUCUCGUGUCUGUGGGAGGGGAGGUGGCAGCAGUUUUGGCUCCAGCUAUGGUGGAGGAUCCGGGGGUGGGUUUAGUUCUAGUAGCUACAGCUUAGGGGGUGGUUCCAGAGGUUUUGCUUCUGGUGGAUGCUUUGGUGGGUCUGGAGGCUUUGGGGGUGGCUUCGGCGGUGGUUCUGGAGGUGGCUUUGGUGGUGGGUCUGGGGGCUUUGGAGGUAGCUAUGGCGGGUCUGGGGGUGGCUAUGGUGGCAGUGAUGGUGGUAUUCUGACCACAAAUGAGAAGGCCACCAUGCAGGAGCUCAAUUCCCGUCUGGCCUCCUACUUGGAUAAUGUGCAGGCUCUAGAGGAUGCUAACCGUAACCUGGAGGGUAAGAUUCAAGAGUGGUAUCAAAACAAGGGGCCCUCUGCACACCGGAAGGACUACUCUCCUUACUAUGACACUAUCGAUGAUCUCCAGAAACAGAUUGUGGACUUGACCGUGGGCAACAACAAAACUCUCCUGGACAUUGACAACACUCGCAUGACGCUGGAUGACUUCAGGCUAAAGUUUGAGAUGGAGCAAAACCUGCGGCAAGGGGUGGAAGCCGACAUCAACGGCCUGCGGCAGGUGCUGGACAACCUGACCAUGGAGAAGUCUGACUUGGAGAUGCAGUAUGAGACCCUGCAGGAGGAGCUACAGUCCCUCAGGAAGAAUCAUCAGGAGGAAAUGAGCCAGCUGACUGGGCAGAAUGAUGGGGAUGUGAAUGUGGAGAUAAAUGUUGCUCCUGGCAAAGAUCUCACCAAGAUCCUCAAUGACAUGCGCCAGGACUACGAACAGCUCAUUGCUAAGAACCGAAAGGAUAUCGAGCAACAGUAUGAGACUCAGAUUACCCAGAUUGAGCAGGAAGUGACAAGUAGUGGCCAGGAGAUGGAGUCCAACACCAAGGAGGUGACUCAGCUUCGGCAUGGUAUGCAGGAGUUGGAGAUCGAACUGCAGUCUCAGCUCAGCAAGAAAGCAGCCCUGGAGCAUUCCUUGGAAGAAACGAAGAACCGCUACUGUGCCCAGCUUCAGCAAAUCCAGCAUCAGAUCAGUGAUCUGGAGAACCAGAUCACUGCUACUCGGCAAGAGAUUGAGUGCCAGAAUCAGGAAUACAGCCUUCUGCUCAGCGUCAAGACGCGGCUGGAGCAAGAAAUUAAGACCUACCGCAGCCUCCUUGAGGGUGGCCAGGAAGACUUUGAAUCUUCUGGAGCUAAACAAAUUGGCCUUGGAGGUGGCCAAGGAAGUCGAGGAGGAAGUGGAUCUCGAGGUGGAAGUGGAUCUCGAGGUGGAAGUGGAGGCAGUUCUGGAAGAGGAAGUGGUUCUGGAGGAGGCAGCUAUGGUGGAGGAAGUAGUUCUGGAGGAGGAAGUGGUGGUGGUUAUGGUGGAGGAAGUAGCUCUGGAGGAGGAAGUGGUGGUGGUUAUGGUGGAGGAAGUAGCUCUGGAGGAGGAAGUGGAGGAAGCUAUGGUGGAGGAAUCUCUGGAGGAGGAAGUGGAGGAAGCCAUGGUGGAGGAAGUGGUUCUGGAGGAGGAAGUGGAGGUAGCUAUGGUGGAGGAAGUGGUUCUGGAGGAGGAAGUGGAGGUAGCUAUGGUGGAGGAAGUGGUUCUGGAGGUGAAAGUGGAGGCAGCUAUGGAGGAGGAGGUUCAGCCAAAGGUGGAAGUGGAGGCAGCUAUGGUGGAGGAAGUGGUUCUGGAGGUGAAAGUGGAGGCAGCUAUGGAGGAGGAGGUGCAGCCAAAGGUGGAAGUGGUGGAAGAUCGUCCUCUUCCUCAAGACCUGGUGACUAUGAUGACACAAAAGGUUACCACAUGCGAUACUAGAGCCUCUGUGAACUUUCCCUGCCCAGCCCCAGCUGAGCUUCCCCCAGAUGGCAGACCCCAGAUGAAGCCUGUUUAUUGCAUCCUGACAUCAGGAAUAGCUGUCAAUGAGCCCUGGUGCCCAUUUGGGACUGGACUGAC